Molecule: messenger RNA, 4001 nt
Organism: Gracilinanus agilis (Agile Gracile Mouse Opossum)
Lineage: Eukaryota; Metazoa; Chordata; Mammalia; Didelphimorphia; Didelphidae
Gene: SLC33A1
Product: solute carrier family 33 member 1
Exons: 6
Coding region: 1-1653 (550 amino acids)
Cellular component (GO): membrane
Molecular function (GO): acetyl-CoA transmembrane transporter activity
Source: RefSeq, a predicted model, not a curated record
AUGUCUCCCACACUGUCACACAAGGACAGCAGCCGGCAGCGGCGGCUCGGGCCCAUGAACCACUGCUUGGACAUGAAGAGCGGGUCGCUGCCGCCGGGUACCUGGGAAGCCGAGCAGCUUGCCGACGGCGUUGGGGGUGAGGGGGACAACGAGGCCCUGCUGCUCGCCACUGGCGCCCGUUCCCCGCGCGGCCCACGGGGCUACCGGGCCGAACUGAGCAACAUCCUGCUACUGCUUUUCCUUUACGUGCUCCAGGGAAUCCCGCUGGGGCUAGCCGGCAGCAUCCCGCUCAUACUGCAGAGCAAAAACGUUAGCUACACCGACCAGGCUUUUUUCAGCCUCGUCUUCUGGCCCUUCAGCCUCAAGCUGCUCUGGGCUCCGCUCGUGGACGCUGUCUACUUCAAGAGCUUUGGCCGCCGCAAGUCGUGGCUGGUGCCCACGCAGUACAUCCUGGGGCUCUUCAUGAUCUACCUGUCCACGCAGGUGGACCAUAUGCUGGGUACCGCGGACGGUGGCAGUCCCGACGUUGUGGCACUCACCCUCACCUUCUUCUUGUUCGAAUUUCUCGCCGCCACGCAGGACAUUGCCGUGGACGGUUGGGCGCUGACAAUGCUUUCUCGGGAGAACGUGGGCUAUGCUUCCACCUGCAAUUCUGUGGGCCAAACAGCCGGCUACUUCUUGGGCAAUGUUCUGUUCUUGGCCCUCGAGUCUGCAGACUUCUGCAACAAGUAUCUGCGGUUUCAGCCGCAGCCCAGAGGGAUCGUUACACUUUCAGAUUUUCUAUUUUUCUGGGGGACCAUAUUUUUUAUAACAACAACAUUAAUUGCCCUUCUUAAAAAAGAAAACAAAGAAGUUACACCAUCAAAAGAAGAAACCAAAGGGAUCACUGACACAUACAAGCUGCUCUUUACAAUUAUAAAAAUGCCAGCAGUUAUGACUUUCUGCUUCAUGAUUUUAACUGCAAAAGUUGGCUUUUCCGCAGCAGAUGCAGUAACAGGACUGAAAUUGGUAGAAGAGGGAGUGCCCAAAGAGCACUUGGCACUGUUGGCAGUCCCGAUGGUUCCCUUACAGAUCAUACUGCCUCUGAUUAUCAGCAAGUAUACAGCAGGCCCACAGCCACUAAAUGUGUUUUAUAAAGCCAUGCCCUACAGAUUAUUACUUGGCUUGGAAUAUGCUUUGAUGGUUUGGUGGACUCCCAAAGUAGCGUAUCAAGGAGGAUUCCCACUCUAUUACUAUAUUAUAGUGCUGCUGAGUUACGCCUUACAUCAGAUCACAUUGUACAGCAUGUAUGUUUCCAUAAUGGCUUUUAAUGCCAAAGUUAGCGACCCACUUAUUGGAGGCACAUAUAUGACCCUUUUAAACACUGUGUCCAAUCUGGGAGGGAACUGGCCUUCGACCGUCGCUCUUUGGCUGGUGGAUCCUCUCACAGUGAAGGAGUGCGUGGGAGCAUCGAACCAGAAUUGUUGGACUCCUGAAGCAAUCGAACUUUGCAAAAAACUUGGUGGCUCUUGUGUUACUGCAUUGGAUGGCUAUUAUGUGGAAUCUAUUGUCUGUGUUAUUAUUGGAUUCGGUUGGUGGUUCUUUCUUGGUCCAAAAUUUAAAAAACUCCAGGAUGAAGGACCAUCAUCCUGGAAAUGCAGGAGGGAUAACUGAUGCAAUUCACUACAGAACAUACUAGGAAGGGGGGGAAAUACUUUUCAUUGUAAUGCAAAUGUUAUGAUAAUCAAUAUACAGGAGUAUAAAUACACUUUCAAAGAAGAAAAUUAUUCAUAUAAAAAUGCCAAAUGGUUGAAAAGCUGAGACCUCUUUAUGUAUAUGUGAUCUUUUUUCCCUUACUUUUUCAUUGUAAAAAAGUAUACUUAAAGGUCAGAAAAUUGGUUCUAAAAUAGCCUCUCUCUGCUUUUUCUUGAAUCCUAUUUUUGGGUUUUACUGACCAAGCCAUGUUUCAGACCAUAGGGCAGUAGCUUGUGUCUCCCAAGUAUUGUGGUUUGCCCGCUCAGCUGAGAUAGGAUUCAAGAUACUUUGCUUUUGGGGCAGAUGCAUUAAGUGGAACAGAAGUACAAUGUGCAAAUAGAAGUAGGGCCUUGUGAGAUGAACAGCUAGAAAUCUCAUUUUGGUUUUCAGAUACAGUGAUUAUACUUGGAAUUGGCUGAGAGGGGAAACUUAGACUACCAAGAUGUCAUUUUAACUGUCACUUUUCUGACCAUGACUAUGUUUUAAAGGGUGGAUCUUUGUGUUUAAAAACAAAAACAAAAAACACUUUUAAAUGUAUUUUCUGGCUUUUGUAAGCAUUUCAAGAUUUAUAAGAAUAUGAAACAAAAUAUUUUUUAUAAAAUGAAAGUUAAACUUUUUAAUUUAUUGGCUUCAUUUGGGGGAAAGGAAGCAUUCAGAAGCUUUGCUAAUUCUUAACACUAAAUAGGAAGGGGUGUGGGGCUUUGUUACCAGUGUCUCACAACAGACUUGUAGAGAGGGUCACAUUUUAGUUCCGUGUAUAUUUAAUGGCAUAAUUCAGAAAUAAAAAGAAAGCACAAUAUUAUUCAAGUAGUUUUCCUUUGUUCCUAGAAAAAAAUAAUAAAUCUUAGUGACAUUCCUUCUCUCCCUCCCCCUUUAAUUUUUAGUAAAACAGUUUUUUUAAACAUCUAAUCUGUUUCAAAGAAAAAGGUCAAAGACAGUGCCUUUGAUGAGAGCAAGUCAUGAUGCUAAUGGAAAGACCAAGUAAGAAAGCACUUUAUAAUGAGUGAGGAAAAACCUCACAAUUAAUUCUCUUAGGCCAAACAAGGUGUUUGUCACAUUAUUUCCACUUACUGUCACAGAAGCUUCUGUGGCUAACCAAUAUUUUCUGAGCAAGACUUGCUGUAUUACCCAAGUUAAGUGAAUUCAUCUUGAGUGCCUUAGUAAUUUCCAGCACAUGUAUGUGUAUAUCCACUGACAAGGCACUUUGCAUACCUUCUGUUUUAAAUCAUUAUGUCUCUUUAGAGAGAAGAUUAAUACCUUUAAAAGGUAAAGAUAGGAAAGAGAAUAUCUUCUGAUAUUUUUAUCCUUAUGAAAUUAAAUUUCAUAAAGUGCUCUUUCUGUUUCCCUAACCAUAUUUGGUUUUGUUUAGUGAGUUAAUUUUGGCUGAAAAAUGUUUACUAAUUUAUGAUCUUUUUAAUUUGGGGGGGCAGGGUUAUGAUUAUUCGAACAAGAACUGAGUGCUUUUUUUUUUAAGGCAGUCAGCAUAGGAAGGCUAUAUGAAAGAUGUCCUUUAAGCCUCUAGGAUUGCCAGUAUUUGGGGCCCACUACUGAUUUUGGGAGUGGAGACCACAUCCUGAAGAAUCACCGAGGAGACGUUCAUCCUAGAUAGAAAGAAGGUGGCAACAUCAAGUCCAGCAGAUAGACAGCCAGCUGUCAAAGUGCUUGCAGAUUGGGUCUUACUCCGCUGGUCCAGCAUUCUGUAUUUCAUUUAAAACAAUUUACUUGAAGAAAAAAAAAUAGCUUCUAAUGUGAAAUGUAUUUUUAUCUUUAGUAUUCUGAGUUGAAAAGCUUAAAGUUUGGAUAGUGACAUGAUUGUGUUGUUUUCCUGUUCCACUGGAAGGACAAUACAAAGUAUAUGAAUUAUAUGGAUUCUAACUUUAAGCUUUAAAUAUGUACAUUUAAAGAGUUUGGGCAUUCAAAAAACAUUUUUUAAGGUAAGACAACAGUAAAAAAUCAUUUAUUGCAACUAGAAAAAUUUACAAUACUCGGUCACUUUAAAGAAAUCCAUGUAAUAAUUAAUGUCUAGUCAUGAAUUAGGUAUUUAGUAUAAAUGAUUAUAAUGUGCCAAGGUGACUUGUUAAUAAAACUUCAUAUUUGAAGUAUCAGCCAAGAUGUUUUCAGAGAUUAUAAUCACCAGUGGCAUCUUCUUCAAAAGGAACUCGCCUAUAUAAAAGAAGCCAAUGUAAUCUUAAAUCCCUAAGAACAGCAUCUUCUGUCUUGUGAUUCUGUCACACUUGACCAAUCUGUUAAAAUAAACUUUCAAGGGG